GGUACCGCUGCAGUGGGAAGACCUUCCAGUUUCCUCUAGCCCCGUGGUUUCGAGACAGGACUGCGUGCUGCUGGUGCUGUGGAGAGCUGGCAGGCACAGGCUUCCGGCAGGCAACAGGUUAUCCACAGCUGUGUGCUGAGGGAUGGAGGCGCUCAGUGCUCGCCCGCUCCCCGCCAGCCUCCAGCCGCUGCUGCCCAGCCAUAAAUCAGGGGCUGAUGUCCUUUUUCACAGCCGACAGAAAGCAGAUAAGCAAAGAUGUGUGAGUGUGUGCGUGCGUGUGUGCACAGAAAAGGGGCUAGCAAACAUGGAUUCAAGAUUUUCCUCUCCCCAGUGGCUGUGCAAAGGAAUGAAAGGUCGGCAUCAAGCUGAGGUGGAAGGGUUGCAGGUCACUGUGCCUGAGAAGAAGAAGGUGGCCAUGUUAUUUCAGCCUGCUCUGCUUCGCUGCCAUUUCUCUACUUCUUCCACCCAACCAGCCGUGGUACAGUGGAGGUACAAAUCCUACUGCCAGGACCGGAUGGGAGAAGCUCUGGGUAUGGUGACUUCUGGUUUGCAAACAAUGAGCAAGAGGAACCUGGACUGGGAUCCCUACCUGGACUGUGUGGACAGCAGGAGGACAGUCCGUGUCGUGGCCUCCAAGCAGGGAUCUGCCAUCACCAUAGGAGACUUCUAUAAGGAAAGAGACGUCAGCAUUGUCCAUGAUGCAGACCUGCAAAUCGGGAAGCUGAUGUGGGGAGACAGUGGCCUCUAUUACUGCCUUAUUAUCACACCAGAUGAUGUGGAGGGGAAGAAUGAAGAAUCAGUGGAGCUGCUUGUGCUUGGCAGGACAGGGCUGCUUGCUGAUCUCUUGCCCAGUUUUGCUGUGGAGAUUAUGCCAGAGUGGGUCUUUGUGGGCCUGGUGAUCCUGGGGGCGUUCCUGUUCUUCCUCCUGGUGGGGAUCUGCUGGUGCCAGUGCUGCCCGCACAGCUGCUGCUGUUACGUCCGCUGCCCCUGCUGUCCUGAGUCCUGCUGCUGUCCCCGGGCGCUGUAUAUAGCAGGCAAAGCAGCAAAAGCUGGGUACCCUCCUGCAGUCUCUGCCAUGCCAGGUCCAUACUACAUCCCCAGUGUUCCCGUAGCUGGUGUCCCAUCUCCUGCUGUGCUGAUGGAUAAGUCACACCCCCCUCCCUUAGCCCCAAGUGAGGCCAGCGGAGGAAGCCAAAAUGCAGUGCGCAAAGGGUACAGGAUCCAGACUGACAAGGACAGGGACUCCAUGAAGGUGCUGUACUAUGUCGAGAAAGAACUGGCGCAAUUUGACCCGGCUAGGAGGAUGCGAGAACGAUAUAACAACACAGUGUCUGAGCUGAGCUCGCUGCACGAGGAGGACCUGAACUUCCGCCAGCCCUACCGGCAGUCACGGAGGAAACCUCUGCCCCCCGCGGGGGACGUGGACGGCGACGCCGAGUACUGGGCCGGCGUGGUGGGCGGCGGCGGCAGCACCUCCAGGUCACAGGCUGUGUCCGAGUACAGGGACGAGCGGGACAGCUACUGGCACAGCCAGCAGAGAUCCAAGUCGGAGAUGCUGUCCCGUAAGAGUUUCUCCGUGGGAGUGCCGGCCGUGUCCAUGGACGAGCUGGCGGCCUUUGCCGAGUCCUACAGCCAGCGGCCGCGGCGGGCGGACAGCCAGGAGAUGCGGCGCUUCGAGCGCUCCGAGUCGCACGGCGGGCGCGGCGGGGGGCUGCCCCACCAGGACAGCUCCAUGGAGGAAUACUACACCAAGCGCUGCAGGGGCAACCGGGAGCCGCUGACGGACUCGGAUCGGGGCUGGUCCUACAGCCCGCCCCGGAGACGGGCCCACGAGGAGAAGCACCUUCCCAGGCUGGUGAGCCGGACGCCCGGAGGGAGCCAGAAAUACGAUCACUCCUACCUCAGCAGCGUCCUGGAGAGGAAAUCCCGGAGCUAUGACGAGAGCGGUGACCAUUGUGCCACCCCCUCGAAGCUGAGCUCGCAGCCCAGCCAGAGAGGAGGGAGCACGUACUACGCCUGGUCACCGCCCUCCACCUACAAAGCCGAGAAGUCGCAGCCGCCGCCGCAGCAGUCGUCGUCCCCCGAGCAGGAUGAGGAGGAGGAGGACAGCCUGCCCCCCUACAGCGAGAGGGAGCUGAGCCGAGGCCCUUCCUACAGGGCCAGGGAACAGGCCUACCUCAAUGCCUCUGACAAGAAGAGGAAAAAGGACCCCAAGAAAACAGUGAGGCCAUGUCUGGUGGUCCUCGUCCAAAUAGGCUGAGCGGAGAGCCACCAGAAUGAUUUCCCAACAAGGAUGUCCCUUGUGGUUUGAAGUUGUUGUGGACCUGUCAUGUUGAUGGGCUGGAUAUCAUGAGGUGACUGCAGUGGAGAAGAUGCAGAGCAACAAGCAAGACAUGCCUCUGUGAACCUUUGCAGCCAUCAGCCAUGGACUGGUUCAAUUUUUUGUUUCAUCUGGGGGAGCUGAGGCUUUUUUAAGAGACAGACUCCCAUGGACAGCACUCAAUCCCAGAGGCUCUGGGAGUCUGCCAGGAAAAUGAGGCUAGGGCUCUCUUUGGCACCCUGUUUUCCAGUGCCCUCCAUUCUGCUCUGGAUGGCAGCCACGUCCCUACUGCCUCUGCAGUCCUCCCUGCAGCCCUGAACUCCACGUGAGGCUGCCUUUGUGCCUCUUGCCCUGUCCCAUGUGCAGAGGGAGGCAUGUGUACCUCUUGCUCUGUCUCCUCAGUUCUCUGUUUGGAUCAAAAUUGUCUCCACACUUAAAGCCUUUUCUGUAUCACCCCUGUGCUGGGAGGAGGCCUUACAACUGCAGACUGCCUCCAGCUGAUCAGGCCCUAAAUCACAAAAGAAAAUCCACAUCCUUUCAGACACUGUAAGAAAAUGACUGAUGAGAUGUUACCUUGAUAAGGGCUGAAUGGGGAAAGAGACAAUUAUGAGCUGGUUUGUUCAAUAUAUUUAGUUCUGUUCGUUGUGUGAUGAGAGUUGCAGGUGAGAUUGAUGUAUUGUUCUGGAAGUGGGUCAAAGUAGCUUUUAUUGUGAUGAGAGCAUGAUUUGUUUUCCCCCUGCCCCCAGCUGUGUUCUGUUUUGAUGCUGUUGCAUUUCCUUGCAGCUCAGCUGUGAGCCUGUAGAGCUUCAAGUUGGAAUACCUACUCCACUGUUUUAAAAGCAGUGCUCUAGCCUUCCUAGUGCUCUGCUUCCAGCACCACCAGGCACUUCUGCCACUCUAGUGAGUGGCCUUUUUGUUCCAAGGAAGCAAAAAGGGGACAGUCUCAAUGAGAGGGCAGCUGCAGACCUUCAUCCUGUGCCCUGGUAUUCCUUCUGGGAAUAGUUUCCCUGAAGAAACUACUACUGAAGAGACCAGUAACAACAGUGGGAAAAGAACAAGCACUGUGGAUGGAUACAAGCUUUGAAAGUCACCCUUUUCACUUAAAACCAUUCCAUUCACUUUGGUUGGGAUGUGGUUUUAGUGGCUGUUGUCUCAGGAAUAGCUUUAUUUAGAAGUGAGUGCUUCACACCAUUUGGAAGCCUGACAUUCUGGUUUUUAUAGGGUAUUAUGCAGUCAUUUAUUUAGCUGCUAAAAUCAUCAUGUGAGGGAAGAUGAUGGGAACAUUUUAAGGUCCAGUAUCUUGAUCCCUAUUAUACCUAGAAACAACUUAGUGCCCUGUUGUGUUACAGACAUUAUCAGCCUCUGAAAUGACAUCUUUGUUGUUCCUGUGGGAAUUUGGGAAGCUAGCUGGCCUCAGAUGCUCAUACUGGCAGUACUGUUUGGAACACAAGGUAUAUUAGCAUCACUGCAGCUCUCCAUAAAAAUGAUAGAUUAAUUUCUGUGUUACUCUUCUGCCAGACAGUUUAUCCACCAGGAAUGGUCAGGGGAGAGGAAGAAUAAUCUCCAUAGAUUUGAUGACAGUUUUCAUGUGAGAAGGUGAGUUGAUGAAAGGAUGACGUUCUUCUCCCACACUCCUAGCGAUGACUGUAGUUUUGGAAAUCCCAGUCCUGGUCUUCCUGGCCAGAGAGAGAUUAGCUAGCAGGAACAUACAGUUGUGGAAUUGUAGAAUUGUUUGUGCAGGAGGUAACCUUUCAAGAUUUCAAGAUUUAAAGUUUCAAUCCUCUGCCAUGGGAAGGGACGUCUUCCACAUAUAAGGUUGCUCAAAGCCCCAUCCAAGUAGACCUUCAACACUUUCAGGGAUGGCACAUUCACAGCUUCUCUGGACAACCUCUUCCAGUGUCUCACCACCCUCAGAGUAAAGAAUUUCUUCCUUGUUUCUAAUCUAAAAUUACUUGAAAAUCAAUGCCCUGGUAAAAAGUCCAUCUCCAGCUUUUUAGUAGGUCACUUCAGGCACUGGAAGGCUCUAUGGUCUCCUCAGAGCCUCCUCUUCUCCAGGCUUAACAGCCCCAGUUCUCCCAGUCUGCCUUUAUAGAAGUAUUCCAGCCCCUUUGACCAUUUUUGUCUCCCUCCUCUGGACCUGCUCUAACAGGUCCAUGUCUUCGUGUGGGUGGCCCCAGAGCUGAACACAGUACUCUGUGUGGGGUCUCAAGAGAAUGGAGCAGAGGGAAAUUCCACUCCUUGGCCUGCUGGUCACUCACCUGAUGCAGCCCAGGAUAUGGUUGGCUUUCUGGGCUGCGAGAGCACACGGCUGGCUCAUGUCCAAUCUCCAUCCACCACUAUAACAUCAUAGAAUUGUAGAAUGGUUUGGAAGAGACCUUAAAGAUCAUCUCGUUCCCCAAAUCCUUCUCAGGGGUCCCAGUCCAUUCUUCCCCCAGUGUGUACCAAUACCAGGGGUUGCCCUGACUCAGGUGUAGCCCCCCACACUUGGCUGUGUUGAACUUCAUGAGGUUCUCAUGGGCUUGCUCCUCAAGCCUGUCCCAGGGUCACUCUGGAUGGCAUCCCUGGCAUCAUUAAGCUUGCUGUCACCCACAGACUGCUGAGAGGGCACUCAGUCUGUGCCAUUAAUGAAAGUUGAAUAGUGUCAGCCUUGGUGCAGACCCUUGAGGGAGCCACUUGUUACAGCUGUCCUUCCAUUGACUGAUGCACUGGAUGUGGCCAUCCAGCCAAUUCCCUGUGCAUUCAUCAAACCCAUCUCUCUCCAGUUUAGAAACUAAAUGUUGUGUGGGACUUUGUCAAAGGCCAGAAGUCAAGGUGCAUGAUAUCAGAUGGAUUUUCCUUAUCCAUCAGUGCAGUCACUCUGUCAUAGAAAGUCUCCAAGUAAGCAGGUGUGAUUGGGCCUUGGUGAAGCCAUGCCAGAUGUCUUAAAUCACUUCUCUCCCAUCCAUAUGCCCUGCUUCCAGGAGGAUAUUUCAGGGCACAGAGGUGAGGCUGAUUGGUCAAGAGUUCCCAGGGCCCUGUUCUUCUAUCCCUUUAAAACAGGUCUGAUGUUUCCCUUUUACCAGCACUGGGGACCUGACUGCCUGAGUGUCACGACUUUUCAAACAGGGAGAGCAAGUUAGCAACUGCAUUUACUAUCUGUAUUAUGGCUGGAGAGAUUUAACAUUUUAAGGAUUUUCAUCUUCUUUUUACCAUUAAUUGUGUGUUCUUAGGAAAAUCACAGCACAGUUAGCAAGAGGUGGGCAGGUGCGUGCCAUCUGAGGUCUCUCAGGCCUUGGGAAGUCUACAGAGCUACACUGUCUGCUGGUUUAAAUCAAACAUUCAUUCUUGACAUGAGGAUUCUAGUAAGUUGAUGUUUUGUUAGCCUGAAAACCUUGGCAACCCCUGUGCCAUGAAUUUCAAAGCAGCUUAGCCUGCUAUCGUUUCCAUCAGACCCAGGAAACAGUUGACACAGAAAUUUGGAAGUGCAUCUGACUGUCCCAGAAAGGGGCCAAACCAGUGGUUUUACAAUCUCUGAAUACCUCUAUAUUUUAAAUCAUACUGAAACCCUGAGCAUUACAAUCUUCUCAUUUCAGUAAUGUUCUGUCCCAUAUCUCAGUCACUGUAGUUUAUUUGAUCAAGCCCUCAGGAAUGAGCUGUGUGUAUUAAAAAUACAAGUCUUCAUUUAUUUGA
Messenger RNA from Passer domesticus (house sparrow), 5989 nucleotides. It is a transcript of the gene ILDR2, whose product is annotated as immunoglobulin like domain containing receptor 2. The transcript is spliced from 10 exons. The record is from RefSeq and is a predicted model, not a curated record. The coding region runs from base 143 to 2260 and encodes 705 amino acids. Gene Ontology annotation, biological process: pancreas development. Gene Ontology annotation, cellular component: membrane. Lineage: Eukaryota; Metazoa; Chordata; Aves; Passeriformes; Passeridae.